CGGCGGGAGGGGCGGCGGGGGCAGACAAAGCGGCUAAUGAAUGGGCGCGCCCGCCGUGCCGUCCGCAGCCCGCGGGCCCGCGCCGCGCCGAGCCGGCGCCCCAGAUCCCUGGUGGCCUAGAGUUUGGAGAGAGACCUGGGCAGUGGAGCUCUGGAAGCAUGAAGACAGUAAGUGACCAUGAUGUUUCUGUGUUGCUGAAUUCUGCAUAAGAGUCACAGUUCCUCGCCAGACUCCACCUUUCUGCACCCCAGUCUUCCAUCCCCUUUUUGCCCCACUUUUCAGUACCUAGGUUUUUUUUUUCCUUCUGGAAUACUUCAAGUCAUUUACUUGCUAAUUAUUUGCAGUACAGGGUUUGAAUUCAAGGCCUCAUUUUUGUUAGUCAGGUGCUCUACUACUUGAACUACACCCCCCAACCUGUUUUGUUUUAAGUUAUUUUUCAGGUAGGGUUUCAAAUUUUUGCCCGAGGCUGUUCUUGCACUGUGAUCUGCCUAGCUAUGCCUCCCUCAUAGUUAGAAUUAUAGGUGUGUACCACCAUGCCAGGGUUUCUGGCUGAGAUGAGGUAAGACCUCAUCUAAGUUUUUUGCCGGGGCUGGUCUUAAAUCACAAUCCUCCCCAUCUCCACCUUCCAGUGGCUGGGAUUAUAGGUUUGCACCACCAUGCCUGGCCCUUUAGCUAAUUAUUUGAUACGUACUUUUGGUAGUUCAAAUUCUGGAAGGCACCUAUAGGAAUAAAUUAAAUCUUCCUUGUUCCUGAGGCAGAGGAACUUCACUCUGCAUGCCAUCUGGCAUUCUUACCUCUGUGCCCUGUACCUUACACUGUUCUACCUGGUGGGGCAGUGUGUCUUUAUAAAAAGUCCUGCCCUCAGAGAACGUGGUGGUGGUGAUCAGUGUAAACUAGAGAAAAGGGCCCGAUAGCUGGGUGUGCUUGUUGUCCAACCUACUUAGGAAGCUGAGGCAGGAGAAUCAUUUGAACCCAGAAGAUCAAGGCCAGCCUGGGUAACAUAAAAGAGGCCCCAUUUUCAAAAAGAAAAGGAAGAUACCCAGUAAAUGCUCCAAGGAAGACCACCAACAGGAAGUGCAAAAGGAUCACGGGUAUUAUCAAGAUGAUGGGGAGCCUGUCUUUAAGACCAGAAGCAUGUCUCUACUUCAAACAUUUGUGUCCACACUGUGAAGUGGUUAGUGGAAGCACCCCUGGACAGCUGGGCUUUGCAUCCUGAAACGGUGUGCUCCUAUAAACCACGUUCUCGCUCGCCUCCCAGUGAUAGUCAUGGUCAGCCAUGCUCAUGGAAACAUUCUGAAAGAUGGGAUUGCUCUGAAAAAGUGAGGGAUUCUCAUUUGGCGACACAGAUCAGUACUCAGACCAGUUUUUAUUAACCUACUACGUUAACGUGAUGAAGCAGCCGGAUAGUUAUGAUUGGUCAUGGAGAAUAAGCAAGAAACUUGUCCCAAAGGGGACAGUGAUCUCAUUUCUGAUAAAGUAAAUUUCAAAAUAGAGGAGGAGGACGAUGAUCAAAUUCCUAGUCAUGGUGUGGAAAGAAUGGACUUUAAAAGUGAGCCGGAGGACAUGAGACAGACAGACAGUGGUGAUGAGCAGGCAGAAAUUGGAGCGUCAAGCUGUGCUUGUCAGCCCCCUGGGAAGUACUUACCUGCUGAGAGCGAGGAUGACUACGGGUCGCUCUUCUCCCAGUACAGCAGCACACUGUACAACGUAGCCAUGGAAGCCGUUACCCAGAGCCUCCUUUCUAGCCGCCACAUAAGCUCCAGGAAGAAGUCCCCAGCUUGGAAGCAUUUCUUUAUCUCUCCUCGAGAUAGCACUAAAGCAAUAUGCACAUACUGUAUGAAAGAGUUCAGUAGGGGCAAAAAUGAAAAAGACUUGAGUACAAGUUGUCUCAUGAGACAUGUGAGACGGGCACACCCCACCAAGCUCAUGCAAGAAAACGGAAGCAUGUCAUCGGGGUCCUCCUUUCCCUCCCCCUCGCUCCUGCUUCCCCCACAGCCUGCCGAUGUGGGCGACCUCAGCAGUGUGCUCUCACCCAUCAGACUCGCGAAGCUGGCUCCCAAGAUCCCAUCCCCUGACCGAAUAACGGAGGAGUCUGUGUCUGUGGUCUCUUCUGAAGAGGUGUCCUCAGAGGUCUUCUCUGAUGGUAGAGAAGAGGCCCUGGCAGGGCCAUCCCCACACCUCCCCACGCUCCAUUAUGAUGAAACUGAGAGCAUGGUGGAGAGGAACCUUCCCCUCCCCAAGAGUACGUCCGGGUCCAGGAGGAGGUCGGCCGUCUGGAAACACUUCUACUUGUCGCCCCUCGAUAGCUCCAAAGCCGUCUGCGUCCACUGCAUGAAUGAGUUCAGCAGAGGGAAGAACGGGAAGGACCUGGGCACGAGUUGCCUCAUCAGGCACAUGUGGCGAGCACACCGGUCCAUCGUGCUGCAGGAGAACGGGGGUGGCACAGGCAUCCCACCCCUGUACCCUGCCCCGCCAACCCUCCUGCCUGCCCUGCUGGCUCCAGAGGGGGAUCCAAAUACUCUGUCAUCGUCUCCACGGAAGCUGGUCAAAGAGAGUCCCUCUGCCUCCUCAUCCCCAGACAGGCUGACCGAGGAUCUGCCAUCACACAGGAAUCCUGAGGAUGUGCCCCAGGAAGAUGUGUCCAUGUUGUCAUCCUCUGAUGAACUGGGUGAGGCCUCUGUGGUGUCCUCUCCUGAGAAGCAGCCAGCUGAUGGGGAGAGUCUGAGAAGGUUUGAAUCAGGUGCUGUCUUCCAGCAGAACAAAAAGGUCAUGAAAAGACUGAAGUCUGAAGUCUGGCACCACUUUUCACUGGCCCCCAUGGACAGCCUCAAGGCAGUGUGUCGGUACUGUGGCUGUGUCAUCAGUCGGGGGAAGAAAGGGGAUGUGGGCACCAGCUGUCUGAUGCGACACCUGUACCGACGCCACCCUGAAGUUGUUGGGAACCAGAAGAGCUUUCUGGGGGCAAGUUUGGCAAACUCUCCAUAUGCCACUUUGGCUUCGGCAGAAAGUUCCUCCUCCAAACUGACAGACUUACCAACAGUGGUCAGAAAAAACCAUCAAUGUAUCUUUCCCGCUAAUAGCAAGAAGACCUCAAAGCUGUGGAACCACUUUUCUAUUUGCUCUGCAGACUCCACUAAGGUGGUGUGCCUGCACUGUGGCCGGACCAUCAGCAGGGAAAAGCCCACCAACCUGGGCACCAGCUGCCUCCUGAGACAUCUGCAGCGGUUCCACGGCCACGUGCUCAAGACUGGUGUCUCAGAGGCUGCACGGCCCUGCUCCCCAGGCAUUCGGGCACCAUUGAGUGUGGAGCCAUCGGGAGCCCCGGUGACCUCCUUUGAUGACCCUACUGAGAAGUUUUAUGACUCUCACCCAGUUGCCAAAAAAAUCACAAGUCUCAUAGCUGAAAUGAUUGCACUUGACCUUCAGCCAUACUCUUUUGUAGACAACGUUGGCUUUAACAGGCUGCUCGAAUACUUGAAACCUCAGUACUCUUUACCUUCCCCUUCCUACUUCUCUAGGACAGCUAUCCCAGGAAUGUAUGACGAUGUGAAGCAGAUAAUUAUGUCACAUCUGAAAGAAGCUGAGAGUGGUGUGGUCCACUUCACCUCUGGAAUAUGGAUGAGUAGCCAGACCCGGGAGUACCUGACCCUGACGGCACACUGGGUCACCUUUGCGUCCUCAGUCCGACCGCGAUGCAAGGACCACCACUGCUCAGCACUUUUAGACGUGUCGCAGGUUGACUGCGACUACGGUGGCAGCGGCAUUCAGAAGCAGCUGGAGUGCUGGUGGGAAGCCUGGGUGACCUCCAUCGGCCUGCAGGUUGGCAUCACGGUCACGGACAAUCCGAGCAUAGGGAAGACGCUGAGUGAGGGGGAGCACUCCAGCGUCCAGUGCUUCAGCCACACGGUGAACCUGAUCGUGAGCGAGGCCAUCAAGAGCCAGAGGAUGGUGCAGAACUUACUGAGCAUUGCGCGGAAGCUGUGCGAACGUGUCCAUCGGUCACCCAGAGCCAGAGAGAAACUAGCCGAGCUGCAGAAGGAGUACGAGCUGCCACAGCACCAGCUGAUCCAGGAUGUGCCCUCCAAGUGGAACUCGUCCUUUCACAUGCUCGAACGGCUCAUUGAGCAAAAGAGGGCAGUGAACGAGAUGUCCAUCGAGUGUAACUUCAGAGAACUGAUCAGUUGUGACCAGUGGGAGGUCAUGCAGUCCGUGUGUCAUGCACUGAGACCUUUCGAUGCUGCGAGCCGGGAGAUGAGUGCCCACGGGUCUACUCUGAGCCAGGUCAUCCCUAUGAUCCACAUCCUCAGCAGGAAGGUCGACAUGCUCUUUGGGGAGACGAUGGGCAUCGACACCAUGCUAAAGUCGCUGAAGGAAGCCAUGGCGAGCCGCCUGUCUGCCACCCUCCAUGACCCCAGGUACAUCUUUGCCACGCUGCUGGACCCUCGCUACAAAGCCUCCCUCUUCACAGAGGAAGAGGCGGAGCAGUACAGGCAAGACUUAAUCAGGGAGCUAGAAAUACUGAAUUCUACCUCAGAAGACACGGCUACGUCCAAUGGCUGUGACUCAGGGUCCCCAUCGAAAGACUCUGGUGGAGGGGAGAACCUAUGGUCACUUGUGGCCAAGGUGAAGAGGAGAGAUCGGAGAGAGAAGCCACCUGAAGACAUGGUGCUUGCAUAUUUGGAGGAAGAGGUGCUGGAACACAGCUGUGACCCACUCACCUACUGGAACCUGAAGCGGUCAUCCUGGCCUGGGCUGUCUACCUUGGCUGUCAGAUUUUUGGGCUGUCCCCCAAGUACCGUCCCCUCUGAAAAGCUGUUCAGCACUCCCACAGAGACUGGUGGCUUUGGGCAGCCCAGGCUCAUGAUGGAGCAUUUUGAAAAACUCAUCUUUUUGAAAGUGAAUCUCCCCUUGAUAUACUUCCAGUAUUGAACUUACGAUGGAGCUGUCAGACUAGGGAUGCUCUUCAUAGUUCUAGCUGUUGUGCCAGGGCUGUGACUCACCUGGCGGGGCCGUGUAGGACACCAGACCAGGCUCUGGGGCCAGCUGCCGGCUCUCACCGUAAUGUCCACGUGUGCCUUACUCCUCCUUCAGGCCAGGGGUCGCGUGUGUUUUGAGAAGUCCUCUAGAGACAGCCUGUUUUGUCAAUUAUGAAAUCGAAUGAUCAGGUUUUAAUUCAUAGCUGUAAAGUUUUUAAAAGUUAAGGGAUAGUAAUUUGUUUUACUAGAAUGGAGAGAAGAUGUAAACAAUUUUAUUCUAUAGGCUUUUUAUUCAAUUGUGUAAAAAAAAACUACAAAUCAGGUGCUGUAUUUUAGUUAAAUGUUGCUUUAAUUGCAACAAAACAGCUUUUGUGGCUGUCAGACGAAACCUGUAAAUAGGAGGUGGAGGUCAAGCCAUCCUGACUGAGCAGUUUUUAACUGCAGGCUCCAAAGUACAUUAAGGAGUGGAGAGAAUAUUCUGGCAUUCUGGAAGCUAACUGUUUACUAUGACAGAGACGAGGCAUUUGAAAACAAACUGAACUUCAGUGUAUCGUGGAGUGUCAGCUAUGUGGUCAUUUGGUCACAAGAACUUCCCCAUUUCAGGUGUUUGCAUUCAGGUUUUACAGUUAACUCAGAGACACCCCACCUACUUACCGUGAGCUCCUUGAAGUUGGAUCCCAGUUGAUAAAUUCAUGCUUAUGCUUUAGUCAGGGCAUACUGUGACACGUUUACAGCAGACGGCCUGUUGAUCAAAUCUCCAUGCCUCUGAUUUAGUGUCUACGCUAUAAAGCUACCCCGUUAAAUGUGUGUACUGCCCCCCAGUUUGAUCAAAUUACAGCAAAGAUUCUUUUUAGAGGAGAUGGCUUACUAAGAAGGAAGGCGCUUGUUGUGUUAGCAUCACAGCUGUGAGGAUGGCCACUUAGACUUUUUUCUAUGAUAGGGAAGACUCAGCCAUCACUGGGGAAUUGUAGAGUCCCAAGGACGUCAGAAUGAAAUAGGAGUUGUCAGGUUCUUUUAGCAGUGUCUUCAGAAUUUUUGCUUUAACAUCUAAAAGAAGGUUUGUUUUCUCAUUUCAAAUAAAUUAAAUAUUCUGAGUGAGACAAGUCACUCACUUGCCUAUGACCUUUUAAAGAAAAGUUGUUUUGUUGAAAUACUGUCCUAUGCUCAGUCUGAAUUUGCGUGGACUCUGCGUUAGUGUAUUUAUAAAUGGUGAACUUGGCUUCUGAAACUAAACUUUUCAUUUGCAAUUUUCUAGUGCUGGUAGACACACUGACUUUUUAUUUUUACAAUAAUAAAGCAAGUGUGCUCUUUGUGGGCCAAUAUGGAGAAACUGUACUCAUACAGCAUUUGAAAUGUUACCUUACCCACUGGGGAGUGGAAACAGGGUUUUUUCUUUUUUGUGGUAUUGGGGUUUGAA
This is a messenger RNA of Castor canadensis (American beaver), 6393 nucleotides long. RefSeq names its product zinc finger BED-type containing 4 (gene Zbed4). The record is from RefSeq and is a predicted model, not a curated record. Lineage: Eukaryota; Metazoa; Chordata; Mammalia; Rodentia; Castoridae. Gene Ontology annotation, molecular function: DNA binding; protein dimerization activity.